Seminavis robusta is the source of this 306-nucleotide messenger RNA. NCBI's taxonomy places the organism in Eukaryota, Bacillariophyta, Bacillariophyceae, Naviculales, Naviculaceae. The record is from the annotation of a GenBank genome assembly.
UUGCACGCACAAGAGUGGCUCUACAGGAGUGUGGAAAUCGUCGUGGAAGAAGAGGAGGAGUUGAGGAUUGCCGAUCAGCAAGAAGAUCGCGACGACGACCGAAAACUGGAAUCCCGACCGAUUCGAGUGGAAGCACCGUGCACACCUACCAAGUCAAGGGCGCUCUACAAGAUAGACCAGCCUGUGCCUUGGUUAAUAGGCCCGGAACAAGUGAACGACGAGCCGAAGCCAUCGACUGAUCCCUCAACAAGAAAUCGCGACAGAAAUCUGCCGAUCGCCUUAACUCGACCAAUAUCGAAGCGAUAG